This is a messenger RNA of Cucurbita maxima (winter squash), 1763 nucleotides long. Its product is annotated as probable pectate lyase 18. The record is from RefSeq and is a predicted model, not a curated record. Gene Ontology annotation, molecular function: pectate lyase activity. Bases 163 to 1671 code for a protein of 502 amino acids. The transcript has 5 exons. Lineage: Eukaryota; Viridiplantae; Streptophyta; Magnoliopsida; Cucurbitales; Cucurbitaceae.
UGGAUUUAGGCUCUCUUAGCAGCCAUGUUUUUGUUGAUGUUUCAGAUACUAAACUUGUUUCAAAACAGUCUCUUUUUCUUCGAUUAAUACCACAGAACAACGCCCAGAAACAUCCUCAAAUUCCUCGUCCGAUCAGCUUCCAUUUUUGUUGUUCGUUCGAGAAUGUUUCCUGUUCUUAGCAUUCUCUUGAUAUGGAUGUCUGGUUUGUUCUUUCUUGUCGCCUUGGCUUCUUUCAAUCUCACAUUGCCCCACCAGCAUCCUGACCCUGAUUCUGUUGCUGAUGAACUUCAAAGGACAGUCAAUGCAUCGAUAUCGAGAAGAAAAGCGCUAUCCAUCGAAUCAAAGGAUCAAGCCUUCUCUUGCCUCACCGGAAACCCCAUCGACGAUUGCUGGCGUUGCGACCCAAAUUGGGCGGCGAACCGGCAGAGACUCGCCGACUGCGGCAUCGGAUUUGGCCGCGACGCCAUGGGUGGCAAAGGCGGCAAGAUCUACAUCGUCACCGACUCCUCAGAUUCCAACCCGGAAAACCCAACUCCGGGAACCCUCCGCCACGCCGUGAUCCAAUUCGAACCACUCUGGAUCAUCUUCUCCGCCGACAUGACAAUCAAACUCAAAUAUGAACUUAUCAUCAACAGCUUCAAAACGAUCGACGGCCGUGGCGCCAACGUCCACAUCACCGGCGGUGGUUGUAUCACUAUCCAAUACGUGUCCAACAUCAUCAUCCACAACAUCCACGUGCAUCACUGUGUACCCUCUGGCAAUGCCAACAUAAGAUCAACCCCGACCCACGUCGGGCACCGAGGGCUAUCGGACGGGGACGGGAUCUCGAUAUUCAGCUCAAGAAAGAUUUGGAUAGACCAUUGCUCGCUUUCAUACUGCACCGACGGGCUAAUAGACGCAAUAAUGGGAUCGACAGGGAUAACAAUAUCGAACAGCUAUUUUUCGCACCACGACGAGGUGAUGCUGCUGGGACACGACGACCGGUACGUGCAGGACUCGGGAAUGCAAGUGACCAUAGCGUUCAACCACUUCGGUGAGGCUCUGGUGCAGCGCAUGCCGAGGUGCAGACAUGGCUACAUUCAUGUGGUCAACAAUGACUUCACGGCUUGGGAAAUGUACGCCAUUGGCGGCAGUGCUCGCCCCACUAUUAACAGCCAGGGUAACCGUUAUGUGGCUCCUGUCAACCCCAAUGCUAAAGAGGUGACGAGACGUUUAGAUGCGGCGGAGACGGAAUGGACGGCGUGGAAUUGGCGGACGGACGGUGAUAUUUUGGUGAAUGGCGCUUUUUUUGUGCCGUCCGGUGCCGGACUUAGCACCCAGUACGGUAAAGCCUCCAGUACUGAGCCUAAGUCGGUGGCUCUUAUCAAUCAGCUCACUAUGAACGCUGGCGUUUUGGGUGCCCCAAGGUUUAGUAAUGGUGAAGGGAUUGUAUAUCCAGGAUUUAGCGGCAGCAAUGGCGGCGGUAAUGGCGGAUAUGGCGGCGGCACUGUCAUUAAUAAUAGCCCGAUGUAUGGAAAUAGCGGUGGUGGUGAGGAUGACUUUUACGGAAUGAUAUUUAAAGGCGACGGUAAUAGAGUAUCGCCGCCGUGGUCGCCGCCGAUGUUCUUAUGUGUGCAAAUUUUAGUAGGUUUGUAUAUAGUCACAAAUAAUAGUGGUUUAUUGACGUUAUAGAAAAGGAGAAAAGAGUUUUAUGAAGCUUAUAUGGUUAAAUUAAGUUGGAUUAUAUAUUGCAAAGUUAAAGGGUAUUUGAGAUUAUUUCAAAA